AUGUGGGAGUAUUCAUCAUUGGUACUCUCGUUGAGAGCUGCACGUGCUUGCAGACAGACUUGUGGGCUGAUACUAUUCCCUUAUACAUGCAAGAAUGGGCUAAAGUGGCCCCCUCAUGGUAACUUCUGUUAUACCAUUUUAUACCACGGGAAGAAGCUGAUUCUUUACCUUUUUCAUCCUCAAAUCUCCAAAGCAUUCUCGAUCCCUCAAGGUUCUCCACACGCCAAGGCAAUGGAAGAUACUAUUAGAAGGUGUGAAACCCUACCUAUGGAGGGAGAGGCCAAGACUUGUGCAAACUCCCCUGAAUCCUUGCUUGAUUUUGUAAACACCACGUUCGGACAAAACUCCUAUGUCAAAGCCCUAACGACUACUCACGACGCCAUGCCAACUGGGAAUUCAAACAAGUACGGAAUUAUGGAAGUAAAAGAGAUUCCGAUUCGUAAGAUGAUGGGUUGUCAUGUAAUGAGAUGGCCCUACGCUGUUUACUAUUGCCAUCAUCAGAUAGAUAAUAGUGAAACCAAGGUUUUCAAAAUUUUAUUAGGAGGUGAUGACGAUGGUGACAAACUUGAUGCUUUUACUGCUUGUCAUAUGGACACAUUAAAACGGGAUCCUAAUCAAUUGGUGUUCAAGUUGCUAAAUACCGCGCUUGGUCGUUCCUCUCCAGCUUUUAAUUCGCUCAUUGGCAAUAUCGCGUUAUUGCCAAACUACUGA
Molecule: messenger RNA, 711 nt
Organism: Tripterygium wilfordii
Lineage: Eukaryota; Viridiplantae; Streptophyta; Magnoliopsida; Celastrales; Celastraceae
Product: BURP domain protein USPL1-like
Exons: 3
Coding region: 1-711 (236 amino acids)
Source: RefSeq, a predicted model, not a curated record